CAACUAUUUACACUGGCGCACAUGUCAAGUGUCCCACGCUCGUGACUCGUCCUAGCUAGACCAUGAACUUUAUUACCCGACUCUGUUACACACAUCCCAGCACUGCCAUGUCUGGUCGGCCGAGCCUGGAUAAUAGUUCGCUUCAUACUCGGUCUGCCUUCAAGUGUUAACCUGCCAACUGUUAAGUGUUAUUUAUGUGGUCUAUUCAGCAUUAUUCCCGUGAACCACUAAGCGUUAUUUCUGUGAACUGUUCAGUGUUAUUCCUGUGAGAUGUUCAGUGUUAUUCCCGUGAACUACUCAGCGUUAUUUCUGUGAACUGUUCAGUGUUAUUCCUGUGAGAUGUUCAGCGUUAAUCCCGUGGAAAGUUGUGAAUUAGUCGCAUGACUUAAACAGCUUCAUUCCCGUGAACUGUUCAACGUUAUACCUGUGAACAGUUCAACUUUAUACCUGUGAACUGUUCAACUUUAUACCUGUGAACUGUUCAAUGUUAUACCUGUGAACUGUUCUACUUUAUACCUGUGAAUUGUUCAACGUUAUAUCUGUGAACUGUUCAACUUUAUACCUGUGAACUGUUCAAUGUUAUACCUGUGAACUGUUCUACUUUAUACCUGUGAAUUGUUCAACUUUAUACCUGUGAACUGAUCAACUUUAUACCUGUGAACUGAUCAACUUUAGUCCUGUGAACUGUUCAGCUUUAUACCUGUGAACUGUUCAACGUUAUACCUGUGAACUGUUCAACUUUAUACCUGUGAACUGUUCCGCGUUAUUCCCCUACACUGUUCUGCAUCAUCCAACCGAUGUUCUGCAUUCUUCGUUGUAAUUACCUGAGAUGCUUCACUGGCCGUUCUAGUCCAUAUUGGCAGUCAGCGUCUGUGUGCCAGCUACUCAUUGGACUUCAUGGAUUUGUAAGGUUUUCUGCCAAACACGUUCAAGGAUUCUCAUCACCUGAACGCCGCCAACAAAUACGUUCAAGGAUUCUCAUCACCUGAACGCCGCCAACAAACACGUUCAAUGAUUCUCAUCACCUGACCGCCGCCAACAAACACGUUCAAGGAUUCUCAUCACCUGAACGCCGCCAACAAACACGUUCAAGGAUUCUCAUCACCUGAACGCCGCCAACAAACACGUUCAAGGAUUCUCAUCACCUGAACGCCGCCAACAAACACGUUCAAGGAUUCUCAUCACCUGAACGCCGCCAACAAACACGUUCAAGGAUUCUCAUCACCUGAACACCGCCACUAAGCACGUUCAAGGAUUCUCAUCACUUGAACACCGCCAACAAACACGUUCAAAGAUUCUCAUCACCUGAACGCCGCCAACAAACACGUUCAAGGAAUCUCAUCACCUGAACGCCGCCAACAAACACGUUCAAGGAUUCUCAUCACCUGAACGCCGCCAACAAACACGUUCAAGGAUUCUCAUCACCUGAACGCCGCCAACAAACACGUUCAAGGAUUCUCAUCACCUGAACACCGCCAACAAACACGUUCAAGGAUUCUAAUCACCUGAACGCCGCCAACAAACACGUUCAAGGAUUCUCAUACCCUGAACACCGCCAACAAACACGUUCAAGGAUUCUCAUGACCUGAACACUGCCAACAAACACGUUCAAGGAUUCUCAUCACCUGAACGCCGCCAACAAACACGUUCAAGGAUUCUCAUCACCUGAACACCGCCACUAAGCACGUUCAAGGAUUCUCAUCACUUGAACACCGCCAACAAACACGUUCAAAGAUUCUCAUCACCUGAACGCCGCCAACAAACACGUUCAAUGAAUCUCAUCAACUGAACGCCGCCAACAAACACGUUCAAGGAUUCUCAUCACCUGAACGCCGCCAACAAACACGUUCAAGGAUUCUCAUCACCUGAACGCCGCCAACAAACACGUUCAAGGAUUCUCAUCACCCGAACACCGCUAACAAACACGUUCAAGGAUACUCAUCACCUGAACACCGCCAACAAACACGUCCAAGUAUUCUCGUCACCUGAACGCCGCUUCUUUCCUGUUACCAUGUGAACGAAACAUGAACAGGUGUUAGUCCUCAAAAUAGGUAUCAUAAAAUAAACCGCCGUUCACAGGAUCCUGGUACAACUAGGAGACGCAACUCAUCACAGCGAAUUCCGGCGCCUUACACGACUGAGUCAUUCGUGCCCUCCUCUUGCUGUCAAAGGUGGAUUGACUUGUUGGUGUUAUAAAAAUACAACUGUUGACUCCUAGAUGAUGCUAGACCACAACACCAUAUUUGUAACCCCAUGCUGUGCCUUGUCACCCGAUUGACAGAUUACAUACAAGUUUGUGUUUGUGUUUGUUUCGCGUGUAUAAGACAACGGAUCGCCGUGGACACGUAACAGAAAACGGUAACAGAAAAGGCCUACUUUUAAGUAAGCUUUGAACAUUUGCAUGACAAUUAAUCCUUUUGAAAAGUAGACACCCUUUGACCUAGGUGCAAAGCAUCAGUAACAUAGUGGAUCUUUUCACCUUUGACAAAUGCAUGCCUUUCAGUAUCUUAUCGUUUUUGAAAAUGUAUACAGCUGCUAUCGCCUUGGCCAACCCGCAACGGCACAGCAUUAUCUGCUAGUUCAGUAGUGGACACUGUGAGUGCUUACGUGUGGAGAGAAGUUAAAGAAGGAUUGUUUCAUAUCGCAUACACCCGUUACUUAUGAUAUGUUUACAAAUAUCAACAACGCUGGCUUUAAGAUACAGCUUUUAACACUGUCCGUACCCCAGUGGUUAGGAUACGUUCAUUAAGAGAAGCGCGAACUGCCUUCCCGUGCAUAGUGAGAUUGACAGUAGACUUAAUUCAACAUGUCACCCAUAGAGCGUUUGCUUCUUCUAACGGUGAUCAGUUCCACGUGUUUAUAUGCACAGUGUGAACACAGAUACAGGCCAUGCUUUGAAAAGAUGUGUUGGUGCCAAGACUUGAUCGCUAACUGUAGCGAUAAUGGAAGGUUACUUAAAAUAAUACCGAACAUAAACACAAAAGACAUCCACAGGUUCUACUUCACCCAUAACUACCUGCCUCGCAUUACCGUAAAAACAUUUGUACCCGUCAAGAAGUUUCAUAUCACAUUACUAGAUUUAAGCGGUAAUGAGAUUCGGUCAAUCGCCCAAAACGGAUUCUCUCCAUUGAAACGAAUGACGACCCUUCACCUCAGUAACAACACAAUCCCUCCAAAGACACUCGAGACUGCCUUGCGGCAACUGCCAGGUCAGUUCAGCUACUUGUAUUUAAACCACAUGAACCUGUAUAACAUCUCAUCGACUCUGUUCAGUGGUCUUAAGUUCACCAUGGUCAUGGGCAUACACUUGUCCUCCAACAGACUGACAGAGGUCAGCAUGGCACCGUUCAAGCAGCUGAAACAUAUCUCCACUAUCACAUUGAAAUUUAAUGAUAUCCGUAGUUUGGAAGUGGUUCCACUGGGUCAACUCGGAGUUCUGUGGUUAACAUCCAAUAAUUUGACAAGCUUCCCAGACUUGUGUCCCCGAAACAAGGCCAUGUUCCCCCAAUUAUGGACCCUUGGUUUGCAGGACAAUAAAAUUACUUCUCUGAAUUCCAGUAAUGUCAACUGUCUCACAGAACUCCGAUAUCUGCAUCUUUCAGGGAACAUUUUUUCUGAUAUUUGGAGUGAAACCUUUUCUACCCUGAGCAACUUACAAAGUUUAGACAUUUCAAGAAAUGCGCGUAAUUUAAGUCUCCAUGGACAUACAUUCCAAAACCCGACACUCAUGUAUUUGAAUCUUUCGUCCUCCGAAUUGUCAUUUGUCGACAAAAAAUCAUUUCACAACUGUACGUCAUUAAAACAUCUUGAUCUCUCCAAUACCACCCAGAAAGAGUCAUACAUGACAUAUCUAAAUUCUUUAGUGCAUGGCUUAACAUUAAAAAGCUUCCGUUGUAAUAUGUGUGGAUUCACAACCAUGCCAACUUUUGUAUCCAUGAUGCCAAGUCUUGUCAGUCUGGAUCUUGGGAAAAAUGAAAUUGAUGAUAUCCCUGAUCAUACAUUUGACAAAAGCAUAAACUUAAGAAAUAUUUCUCUGUACAGGAAUAGGCUUAGAAGCAUUAACAGUAACAGUAUCAGUCGCUCAAUAAGAUAUGACCUGACAUUCGUCAACUUGGCAGAGAACCCUUUUGAUUGUAGUUGUGAAUUACUCUGGCUCAAGUACUGGAUCCUUGAUGACAAAAAGAUUUUCAGUGGCCAGGAGGUGAACUACACAUGUAGCGGUCCGGAUAAAUACAGAGGGAAGAGGAUAGUUGAUACGAGUGAUUUAACUGAUAAGGAAUGUCUCUUUAAACACUCUCCAUUCAUUGCCGUUGUCUGUAUAGUAUGUUCCGUGUUCGGCUCCUUAAUCAUUUUGGCUUUGUUGUACAGAUGGAGAUGGACUAUCCGUUACAACUACAUGAAAAGACAAACAAGAAUGUCUUCCUCUUUAGGCGAACGUACGCCUUUGCUUAACACAGACGCUUACGUUGUGUACUGUGAUGAGGAUUAUGCCUGGGUUAGAUAUGAAGUGAUGCCAAACAUGGAGGAGUACGGCUCCCUCCGGCUCAUUAUCAGGCAACGAGACUUCUUUCAGAAGAACCACGUUGUCAACAGCAUUGUGGACAGUCUCAAUCGGUGUAAGAAAGUCCUUGUGGUUAUAUCCAACAGCUUCUGUAAGAACCGAGGGUGUCGGUUUGAGCUGUCCUUGGUUCAGAAACGUUUCGAGGACCAACCUCACUCUCUGGUUGUGGUCCUCCUCGAGGACAUCGAAGACAGGUACAUGUCCCCGACAAUGUCCUUCUUCCUUCAGAGCACGACUGUGUUCACGUGGUCUGCAGACUUAGUCAACAUAGACGCGUUCUGGGCGAACCUUCUCGCUGGUCUUCGAGAUUGACUCUUCAGAUGUUGCCUAUACCCUGACAGGCAAUGGCUGUUAUCAGAGACUGUUCUCGACCAGUUUCUAAUUUGGUCCAAAAUAAGAGUCUUUAAAACAUCACUGAAGCCACGGUUCAUGAUAUCAAUGUAAAUGUACAUUGUGAUCAAGACUUGUAAAGUGGUGCGGUGGGGUAGCCUAGUGGUUUAAGCGUCGGCUCGUCACGUCGAAGACCCGGGUUCGAUACCCACAUGGGUACAAUGUGUGAAGCCCAUUUUCCGGUGUUCCCCGCAUAUUGCUAAAAGCGGCGUAAACCCAUCAUCACUCAUUCACUUACUUAGUAGUAGUAAAGUAUAAAAAUUGUUUGUUACCCGAAAGAACAUUCAUCCUCAUUGAAUCCCUUCACUUGUUAUCGUAGUUUUAGAUAUUGGUCAUUGUAAAUGUUCUCUUUCGAAUGAGUGAGUGAGUUGGGUUUAACGCCGCUUUUAACAGUAUUCCAGUUAUAUCACGGCGUAUCAGCUUAAUGUGGGAGGAAAGCCCGAAGUGAUGCAGGUCUCAUGGUGCUGACAAACCUAGAAAUCAUAGGUUUCUGGCGUGCCCAAGGGACGCAACUCUGCACAGCGAAUCGCGGCGCCUUAGACGACUGGGCCACCCGUGCCCCCUCUCUUUCGAGUCAAACAGAUUUUUCUGCAUAUAUGCCAUUGUGUCAUUUAUCUUGACCAAUAUAUAUGUCACCAUUUGUAUGAAUAUUAGAGCCGUUAAAAGAACCAAAAGGAAUCACUGCGGUUUGUGUGACCGCUUGCUGGUCUAGUGUAUAGAAAGUCUGCCCGGAGAGCGGUCGGUCGGUGGUUCGAUCCCCAUCCGCGUCUUACCAUAGACGAUAAAAGAUGACACUUCUUGUUACCACCAGCCUGGCGAUGGUCAUGAAGGGGAACAAUAUACUGCAAUCAAUAUACUGCGUCUCGUUCUUUCCUUGUUGAGUUUUUCCUUGUCUGCAUAAUACAUGUUGUUUAUAAGUAUGACAUUUUUGUAGAGUUUGGUUGGAUGUUUGCAUGACAUAUGUUGUUAAAAACUUAAUGUAUUGUUGUAGAUAGGACAUUGUUAUUGAUUUGGUUGGAUGUUUGCAUGAUAUAUGUUGUUAAAAAAUAAAUGUACUGUUCUUAAUAAGACAUCGUAGUUGAGAUUGGUUGGAUUUUUGCAUGACAUAUGUUGUUAAAAACUAAAUGUAUUGUUGUAGAUAGGACAAUGUUGUUGAUUUGGUUGGAUGUUUGUGUAACAAAGGUUGUUUAUAAGUAAAUAUAUUGUUGCAAAUUA
Haliotis rufescens (red abalone) is the source of this 6166-nucleotide messenger RNA. RefSeq names its product toll-like receptor 3. The record is from RefSeq and is a predicted model, not a curated record. The coding region runs from base 2807 to 4873 and encodes 688 amino acids. Gene Ontology annotation, molecular function: protein binding. The transcript has a single exon. Lineage: Eukaryota; Metazoa; Mollusca; Gastropoda; Lepetellida; Haliotidae. Gene Ontology annotation, biological process: signal transduction.